GAGAUAAAUAAACCUGAGAUAAUUUAACAUAGAACUGGGUUUGAUCUGUAAUUUUGUAUUCAUAUAGGAACUUUAAAAAGUGAUAGUUUGAGCAUAUAUGUGAAGAUGUUAUAAGGGGUUGGGCUAAUGCUUAUUAUUUGGAGGCAAACCAUGAUUAGCAUGUUAGAGUCCUGUCUGAUCCUGCUCACUGGUUCAUCUUGAGCAAGCAUGAGAUGAAAAUGGAGGUAGCAAUUUUUCAAUAGAUUUGCACACUGGGAAUCACUUCAUUAAGUCAUUAUGUGAACAGCAUCUAGCAUCAGUGCAGGUUGAAAAAGGGGCUAAUAGCCCAGUGUUAAUAAUGUUCAUAUCCCUGAUCCUGUAAACAUGCUAAGCAUAACAGCCAAGUUGAUAAUGUAAUGAAACUUUAUUGCUUAAUGUUCUUGAUUUUUUUGAUCAUUUUAACUAAGUGAUAAGAGCAUGAAUCAUAAACCUUGCUCAAUCACGUAGCAUCGGGUAACAAUAAUUGUGCCAAGGUGCAGUUCAGAAGUGCAUGCUCAUUAGUAAUGAAUCCUGUGAGUUAUAUGGUAAGGUGACAUUUCAGUAGAUCUCUCUGCAUACAGCUUCUUAAGCUUUUCUGAAAAAGAGCUCGCCAUCUGACUCUGGUGGGGAUGGAGAGUUGAUAUAAGUGUCCUUCGUGAUGCGGCCGUUGUCAGCAGCUCUACACUGUCAGCCGUCUUCUUGACAGAGGUUUCUGAUUGAAAGUCUGCCCUUUUUUCAGCUAUAAUCUUACGUAUGUUUAGACAGGAAAAAGCCCUACACCUCAGCUGAGACCCUUAAUCCUCUGCAACAACCAUUGGUAUGAAAUUAAGAUGCAGGAGAUACUGGCUCAUGGAAUGGAAUCAGAAAAAGAAAAUGUUUAGAAAAUGUAUGUAGCAGAACUAGUUAGAAUUUAAUUAAGAUUAAUAUAUUUUUCAUACUUUGCUGCUUAUAUUUAAAACAUUUAAUUGUGUGCCCACGGAUUAUAUUCCUACAUUAAUAGAAGGAUAUUAUUCUUCAUAGCAUUUUGACUUCUCCCCACCUAAACUUUACAUGCAUUUAAUUAAGUUGGUUUUCUCCUCUCUCUGCCAGGAUUGCUUCACUUCCUUCUUUCCAAGCCUGCAUAACUGACAUUUGGGGUUAUGAAGUCAGUCCUAGAUGGCCUCGCAGAUACAACCUUCAGAACAAUUACCACAGAUCUUCUUUACAUGGGUGAUUUCAGAUCAAAAAUGACUGCAGGAGAAGAUGCUGGUUUGGGUGUGCACCCAUCAGAUCAGAUCAAUAUUACUGAUUUUUACAACAAGACCUUAUUCAAAGAUAAUGAGGAAAAUAUACAAUGUGGAGAUAACUUCAUGGAUAUGGAGUGCUUUAUGAUUCUGAACCCUAGUCAGCAGUUGGCCAUCGCAGUGCUGUCUCUUACCUUGGGCACUUUUACUGUUCUGGAAAACCUUCUGGUCUUGGUUGUCAUCUUGCAGUCCCGAAGUCUUCGCUGCAGGCCUUCCUACCAUUUCAUCAGCAGCUUGGCAGUGGCUGAUCUUCUCGGCAGUGUAAUCUUUGUCUACAGUUUCGUUGACUUCCAUGUUUUCCAUAGGAAAGACAGUCCCAAUGUGUUCCUUUUCAAAUUGGGUGGAGUUACAGCCUCAUUCACUGCCUCAGUUGGCAGCCUUUUCCUCACUGCGAUAGACAGGUACAUCUCUAUUCACCGGCCCUUAUCGUACAAAAGGAUUGUUACCAGAUCAAAGGCAGUAGUAGCAUUCUGUAUGAUGUGGACCAUCGCCAUUGUAAUUGCUGUCCUCCCUCUCCUCGGUUGGAACUGCAAAAAACUCAAUUCUGUUUGUUCAGAUAUAUUUCCUCUAAUUGAUGAGAACUAUCUGUUGUUCUGGAUUGGGGUCACCACUGUACUCUUGCUUUUUAUUGUGUAUGCCUAUAUGUACAUACUCUGGAAGGCUCAUAGCCAUGCUGUUAGAAUGCUCCAGCGUGGCACUCAGAAAAGCAUCAUAAUUCACACUUCAGAGGAUGGUAAGGUGCAGCAGAUCACUAGGCCUGAGCAAACCCGCAUGGACAUCAGGUUAGCCAAAACCUUAGUCCUCAUUCUUGUGGUUUUGAUCAUCUGCUGGGGUCCUCUACUUGCAAUUAUGGUCUAUGAUGUCUUUGGGAAGAUGAACAAACUUGUCAAGACUAUCUUUGCCUUCUGCAGCAUGCUGUGUCUGCUGAAUUCCACAGUGAAUCCCAUUAUCUACGCUCUUAGGAGCAAGGACCUGAGACAUGCUUUCAGGAGCAUGUUCCCACCUUGUGAAGGGACCGCACAGCCUCUGGAUAACAGCUUGGAAUCUGACUGCCAGCACAGACAUACCAACAACCCAGGUAAUGUCCACAAGGCUGCUGAAAGGUGUAUUAAAAACACAGUUAAGAUUGCCAAAGUGACCAUGUCUGUCUCCUCAGACACAACUGCAGAAGCAUUGUAAAAGAUCUCUUGGUAUCAUGAGAAAGCAAGAGAAAGCAAGAGAAACUCAUGACUUCGAAAGUGUAUGUUUCCUCAUAUGUACCAAUUUUAAGUUUAUUUUUUAAGUGACUGGAUUUUUGUUUAAAGUCUUCAGCAGUAGCCCCUCCUCCAAGUUCUAAUAACAAGGACUCAAGCUAUGUAUCAAGAGAACAGGUUUUCCAAUGGCAAAGUGCAAAUUGAAUAAUAAUAACCAAACCCUGUUAUCAUAUACAAAAACAUCACAUUAACCAGUAAGAAUAAUCUGC
Messenger RNA from Varanus komodoensis (Komodo dragon), 2763 nucleotides. RefSeq names its product cannabinoid receptor 1 (gene CNR1). The record is from RefSeq and is a predicted model, not a curated record. Bases 1158 to 2480 code for a protein of 440 amino acids. Gene Ontology annotation, cellular component: membrane. The transcript is spliced from 2 exons. Gene Ontology annotation, biological process: G protein-coupled receptor signaling pathway. Gene Ontology annotation, molecular function: cannabinoid receptor activity. NCBI's taxonomy places the organism in Eukaryota, Metazoa, Chordata, Lepidosauria, Squamata, Varanidae.